GAUUUUACACCUGCCACCAUGGAUAAAGACAUGGAAAACAGAGACGAAUUCCCCAGGAGGCCGUGGGACACAGCCCGAGAGGUUCCCAUCAUAGAAGAUGAAAACACACCAUGGAAACUCAUCAAACUGUUGCGGCUCGUCACGCUCUGUGCAGUCGCUGUGAUCGUGUUUGGACUAGCCCUGUGCAGCAAGACGUCGUUCCUUCUCUUGAUCACCAUGUCGAGUGAAGGCACAAAGGUGAUCCCAGACGAGCAGAAGCCAGUGGCUCUGCUCUGCAUCGGCUGUGCCCUCAUCACCUCCAGUGUGCUCCUCUUCCUCAAGAGCAUCUGGAAGGCCUGUUAUAAAACCUCUAAGUUCCCUCGCGCCGCCACAAUUGCCCUGGUGUUCUUCUUUGAGCUCAUGGCCUCUGCAGGAGGAGCCAUCCUCACCAUAGUGGCCAUGCCACAUUUGGACAUUGUGACCAACGUGACCAUCUUGAAUGGAGCAGCCUUUCUGUCUGCGCUGCUGCAGAUGGUGGCUCAGUGCAAGGCCAAAGAGACGAACCGCUUCCUGGUGCCCUCCAUCGUCGGCCUUGUGCUCAUCAUCCUGGGCUACGCCCUCUUUGUGGCUCUGUACAUCAUGAAGGACCUCACUGACUUAAAGAUGGCCACGUGGGUGGGUUUGGCGGUGGGUGCCUCUCUGUUGGUGUCUUUUAACUGGUGGGAAAACUAUUUUGGACUGAUCAGUGAGCACAGCAGCUCCUUAGUGGUCAAAAGACUGUAUUAUGACAUGAGGAGAUGCCAGAACAUACUCAACAUGUUGUCCUGCCUGCUCCGAAUCGCUGUGACCGCCUCAGUGGUGGGAGCCUACGUCCCUCUGUCCCAGAUGGACUGGGACGUGGUCAGGUCCAUCCCAGCACUACAGACUCGGGUCAUAGCCAUCACUGUGGGGGUGCAGCUGAUCUCCUCUGCCCUGUGCCACUGGUUCUCCCUGGCGGCCUGUAAAAUGCACGCCAUGCGUCGCUGCUUUAUCCUGCCUCUGUACCUUGCCUCUCUGUCUGUCAUGGCUCUGCUGGUGAUCCCUGUGAUCGUCUACUAUCAGGAGUACAGGCUGAGCCUGAACGGCACCAGCACCAACUUCACUCACUACUGCAGUGUGGUGGUGGGGGCUCGAGACGGCAACCUGAGCUCCAGUGUGUUCCCUGAGCUGGUCUAUGAUGUCACCCACACACUCUGCUUCCUGGACAUGUCCAAGAUCAGCGACAUCGGCAUCCUCACCGGCUCUGCUGUGUCGUGGUGGCUCGGUCUGGUGCUCUGUACCGUUCACCUGUGGCACCUGAGUCUGUACCGCAUCCAGAGGACUCAGGACCUGUUUGUGCGGAGGAUGUAUGAGGGGGGCUUUAUAGAGCAGUCAUUGCUGCUCAACACACGCUUUGAAAUCAAGAUCAAAGACAAGCUCAAGACCACUAAAUCUAUGGAUCCUGCCAUGAUUUAUCUGUGUGCGACUAUGUGGCAUGAAACCUAUGACGAGAUGAUGAACAUCAUAAUUUCCAUCUUCAGAAUGGAUAAAUACAGACCAAGAGACAAUACAGAGUUUAACGACUUCAGCUUUGAAGCGCAUAUCUACUUUGAUGAUGCAUUUUUGGACGUAAAGGGAAGUCGAGGGCGUCACCUGAAUGAAUAUGCCAAGAAUCUAAUAGAAAUUAUAUCUGAGACUUAUGGCAUCUUCACGAACAUAGAUGAGAAAAUGUUCAUAAAGAAACAGCAACAUCCAAAACAGACGAUUAUUAACACGCCGUAUGGAGGUCGGGUCAUUGUUAAAAUGCCACAUGGGAAUCUUAUUUUGAUUCACUUUAAGGACAAAGAGCGCAUCCGCCACAAAAAGAGAUGGUCACAGGUUAUGUACCUUUACUACCUUCUGGGAUUCAAGCUUAUGACCAAAUACUAUGCUCUCUGGAAAAAGGGAGAUACUGAGGGCUCUCUAAAGAAGGAAAUCCAGAAAGAGAAGCACAACACGUACCUCCUGGUUUUAGAUGGGGACACAGACUUCCAGCCCACAGCGGUGGUCCUCCUCGUCGACCGGCUGAAAAUGUAUCCUCGAGUUGGGGCAGCGUGUGGCAGGAUUCACCCCACGGGAACAGGUCCAGCAGUGUGGUUUCAGAAGUUCGAGUAUGCCAUCAGUCACUGGCUGCAGAAGACCGCGGAGCACGUUUUUGGCUGUGUGCUGUGCAGUCCGGGAUGCUUCAGUCUCUUCAGAGCUGAGGCACUUAUGGACGAUAAUGUGAUGAAGAGGUAUGCCACCAAGUCCAUGGAGGCCAGCCAUUAUGUCCAGUACGAUCAAGGGGAGGACCGCUGGCUGUGCACUCUGAUGCUGAAACAGGGCUGGAGAGUGGAGUACAACGCAGCUUCAGACGCCUACACCAAUGCACCUGAGGAGUUUAAAGAACUCUACAACCAGCGCCGUCGUUGGGGUCCUUCUACUUUUGCCAAUAUUGUGGAUCUCUUGGGAUCAACCACAGCGCUUUCUAAAAGGAAUUCAUCCAUAUCCAGGCCCUUCAUGUUCUACCAGCUCUUUUCCUUGAUUUCAGCCAUUCUAGCCCCGGCCACCAUUUGUCUCAUGAUAGCAGGAAGUAUGUCUUUCAUGUUCAGGCUCCAUUGGAGCGUGGCCCUGGUUUUAGCUGUGAUCCCCCCUGCCAUUUACCUGGGCCUUUGUUUCAACUGAAAGCAGACACACAGAUCACAGUGGCAGCUCGUCCUCAGUAUCAUGUAUGCCUUCCUUAUGCUGGUGGUGGCUAUGGCUAUUAUUGGUGCAAUGGUGAAAGACAAAACCAUUUUUACUCCGAGCAGCAUGUUCGUCAUCGUCAUGGCGAUCAUAUACUUCACGACUGCGCUGAUGCACCCGCAGGAGUUCCCUCUGGUCUUCUAUGGCUUCCUCUACAUUAUCGCUCCCAGUGCCUAUCUGCUGCUCACCAUCUAUUCAAUGGUCAACCUCAACAAUGUCUCAUGGGGAACCAGAGAAACUAAACCUGCGCCAGGAUCUAAGUCUGAACAGUCUGCACCCAAAAACACCAAAGAGAAAGCCAAAAAUGCCAUGCAGCGUUUCGUCUCGUGGAGCCAAUGCUGCUGUAAAAAGUCCAGUCAGAGACCACAGAGGAGUUCAGUGCCCCAAGAGCCUGUGGUAGAGGCGGAGGUGGAGGAAGGACCCCAGAACACCAUAGUGGACGGCUACGUCGAAGAGGACCUCCGAAAUCAGCCAGUUUAUGACUACCCUUAUCAGUCCUGGCUGACAGAGAUGCAGGGUCUGUCCACUGACAUGGAACUUGAGGAGGGUUCUCUUGAAAAGGAAGAGGAGCAGUUCUUUAUUGACUUACAGCAGAAGUAUCUCGAACCUCUGCCUGUUGACAAGGCCAAACAGGAGAAGACCAAAGAAGAUCUAAAAAGCCUGAGAAACAAGGUAAACUUUGCGUUCUUCUUCCUGAAUGCCCUGUGGCUGGUGGCAACGUUCACCCUGCAGACUUUUGAAGUGGCCAUCUUUAUCGAGUUGCCAAAGGUCGGUGUGGAUUUGGAGAAUCUGGGAAACCUCAGAAUCGACCCCAUCGGAUUCAUGUUCAUCAUUGGAUUCUCUGCGUCGGUGAUCGUACAGUUUGUGGCUAUGCUCUUGCACAGACUCAACACGCUGAUCCAUUAUGUCGCCUUUGUGAACACGGCACCGAAAGCUGUCCCGAAAUCUGAAGAAUAUAUGCCACACAAAAAGAAGGAGAUUUCUCCCCCGUCCAGUAUUGAGUCUCGUUCUGACUACGGCUCUGAUACCAUCACCAUGUCGGAAGGGGACGAUGGUUCCGAAUACACGGACUACACUGACUGAGAGCUGAGGACGACAUGUUCCCCUAUAUUCCCACGAGGACCCCAGAUGACGGCCACUCUUGUCUAAACCUAAAUGGACAGUAGCACUUUAAAAUAUCCAGUUGUGUGAUAAUUUUAUACGUUAUUUAUGUUUACAAUUGUUGAUGUGUGAAUAAUGCUGUUUGAAUAUUCAUGGAGCACUUUUUUUCUGCAACCUCAGGGUUUAACACCUCGUAAGAUAUUUAUAUGUAUUUUAUUCAUGUGCCAAAUGAAGGAUCUUGUUGUAAUAGUAAAUCUGCUAUUGAAAACCACUGGUACAAAAUAAUGAAGUAAACAGCCUAUGUCAUAGUACUGUUGAUGAUGAUUUUAGUAUGAAAUGUAAAUUAUUAAUGGUGUACUACUGUAUGUACUAUUUCUCCUGGAGUGUAUGCACAUGCUUGUCUCCAGGGAGAUGUUAUUGCUUGGUCUGGAGUGUUCCACAGUAUGGCAUUAAACUGAUCUAUCCUCCAUUUAUAUAAUUACAGUUUUUUAGAGAGAUAUUUAAUGCUGUACUGUGGAACAUUCCAGGCAAAGCAACAUCAUCUUCAUGGUGAAAAAAGGUGGCGGACCCUCCAUGGCAAAAGUUAUAUAACCCUUUAAAAUGGACACUCACAGGGAAAGGGAAGAAUGAAGCUCAGGGUUUUACAUAGUUAUGAACAAAAUGUAAGUCUGUUAAUACAGUGUUAAACAAAUGUAAAUGAAUGUUGACGCUCCGAAGAUGAAAAUAAGAUGUAUUUACGGUUGAAUUCAUGUGCUUGAUGGAAUAACCUUUUGGAAGUAAAAAUGAAAAAUGAAACA
Periophthalmus magnuspinnatus is the source of this 4658-nucleotide messenger RNA. RefSeq names its product chitin synthase chs-1-like. Gene Ontology annotation, molecular function: chitin synthase activity. NCBI's taxonomy places the organism in Eukaryota, Metazoa, Chordata, Actinopteri, Gobiiformes, Gobiidae. The record is from RefSeq and is a predicted model, not a curated record. Gene Ontology annotation, cellular component: cell periphery; cell septum.